Messenger RNA from Symbiodinium pilosum, 1740 nucleotides. Lineage: Eukaryota; Dinophyceae; Suessiales; Symbiodiniaceae. The record is from the annotation of a GenBank genome assembly.
AUGGACAAUCUUUUUCUGACGCUACAGCUUCGUCAGCUUCGUCGGACGCAAGGGAACCGUGAAAGAAAUCAUUUCCAGAAGAGCUACAGUUGGGUCCAGCGCUUUCAACUCACGACGUUGCUUAGUGGUCAUCGUGGCUGCGUAAACACCAUCCGCUGGUCAUCAGAUGGCCAAGUGCUGGCAAGUGGCAGUGAUGACAUGAUGGUGCAUCUGUGGCAACUAGGUCCUCACCUGUCAGGUCGAGUGCGUCCCAAGAAUUGCUUUCCAACACUGCAUAGGCAUAACAUUUUUGAUGCCCACAUUGUCAACGACAUGCACAGCAUUGUAUCUUGUGGUGCGGAUGGGUAUGUUUGUCUUACAAACAUGCACAGUGGCCAUAAGGUGAAGUUGUUUGAGCCUGACAGAGGCCAUUUCUUUGCCUUCAAGAUAGCUUUGCUGCCAGAUACCGGGGGCCGUACCUUCUUCGUCAGUUGCGGUGAUGGCCACGUACGCCACUUCGAUUUGCGACAAACCAGCCAUAGCAUUGCCAUCAGCACCAAUGGGCUGGGGUUGGCAGGAUUGUCGACGAACCCCGUCAAAAGCGAGAUGCUUGCUGUCGGGGGCAACGAUCCGUUCCUUCGGAUGUAUGAUGCUCGGGCCCUCUGCUUGCAUGCUGAAUCGCAAGCAGGCAGCUUGGCAUUGACCCCAGUGAUAUCAUUGCAUUCCACUGAAGGAAUGAUCUGCAGGCAGCAUAGCUUUAGACAUCGGUCCGAUGUAGGCAUCUCAGGAGUGUGCUGGAGUGCCAACGGCCAGUCCAUCUUGGCCAAUUAUCGAGGAAGUGAGAUUGAAUGGUUUACUGUCGGAGGGGCGCGCCUUGAUGAGUCUGAGAUUCCUGAGCAAGCUAUUCAAUUACCCAUUGAGGUUUGCAGGGAAAUGUCUUUGCCGCUGUCUUCUGUGCGCUUAAGCUCGCAGCGGUCCUUCUUGGGCAGGUUGAACGAACAAACCUGCGCAAAAGAGGUUUGUUUCCUCUGCGGAGAGUCAGCUGUAGGAAGUGGAGGAGACUGUGGACAUUUUUUUAUUUGGGAUGCUCUGUCUGGAGAGCUGCGGCGCAAGUUUCGUGCUGACCGAUGCAUCGUAAAUUGUAUGGCGCCGCAUCCUGUGCUCCCAGUGGUCGCCACGUCAGGAAUAGAUUCUGACAUCAAGGUUUUUGAUGUUGGUGACCAAAGGCCAGCGAUGCAAACGUCUAAGGCAGGAAUGGCUUCUGCAUCUUCAGAGCAGGACGCGCCGGAACGUGGUCCCGAGAUCUCUGAUGCAGCUUCGCAAGAAGCGGCCAUGAAAGAAGCAGCCUUCCAUGAAGAGAACGGCAAUGAGAUGGUACGACAAGGUGACUGGAUCGAAGCCCUUUCCCUGUACGAACAAGCACUAGAACGUCUACGCUUCGAGGCUUCCACACAGCCACUGUGCAGAGAUAAAUCAGCACUGGAGCUGAGAUGUGAGCUGCACUGUGCGUUCUGCAGCCUGAAUUUGGAAGAAUUCGACCGUGCUGUUGACCACUGCAACCGCGUGAUCCAGCUUGACGGUGAAAAUGUACAGGCCUAUUGCAGACGAGCUCUCGCAAGGGGUGGCCUGCUAGAUUUUGAAGCUGCUUAUUUGGACAUAGACAGAGCUGCAACCCUCCAACCUGACAACUCGGAUAUAGCUCGUAUCCGGUCACGGGUGAGGAAGCAUGAAAAGCACUACAUCAGGCAACGGCUGCGUUGA